AUGGCGAAUAAUCUGUCUAAUCUCUCUGUUACCAGUAGCGACAACUCUCUCACCAUUCCGACUGCGAAACGUGUUCCGAAUGAAUUAACUAUGGCGAUUUUCGUUGUCUUUUUCACUUUGAUUGUAUGCAGCAAUAUCUGGGUAAUGAUCGCUGUGGUUCGUCAGUCUAAACUACGUAAAUCGUCGACGUGUAUGUUCAUUAUAUCACUCUCUAUAUCCGACCUUAUGAUGGCGUUUUUCUACAUUCCGAUGCAAGUGGCUUACGUGGGAUUCGGUUUGGCUGGAAUGAGUAGCGUCGUGUUGUGUAAGGGAACAGCUUGGCUACAAUGGGUUGCUCAGUGCGCCACGAUAUUUUCGUUAAUCGGAAUAGGAAUCGACCGAUACCGAGCAAUAGUUCAACCACUUCACCCUAAAUUGACAAGAACAGAUGCCGCAGUGUGUAUUGCUGUAAUAUGGAUUUGUGCCGGCACAUAUUCUAGUCAUCGAAUGUACGUAUUGGACAUAGUUACAUUUACACAUCCCGUAGGUUUCAAUGUGACUGUAUCUACAUCAGUAUGUGCAGUGCCAUCUGAUAAAUAUUACUUAUUAAGUUAUCUUGAAGUUAGUGACUUUCUUGUGAUGUACCUAGUUCCACUAAUAAUCCUCUGUGUGAUGUACGCCAUAAUGGUAUCCAGUCUAUGGUUCAGUUCCGCUCCAAAUGAUGAAUCCAAACAGAAAAAAAGAAAAGCAGUGAAAAUGUUGAUUCUGGUCGUAGUGUUAUUUUGCAUCAGCUGGUUCCCAUGGCGAUUCUUCUCGCUAUACUUUCAAAUGACAGACAUCACUACAAUUCCUGUCAACAUUUACAUAUGGAGUGACGUCAUAGCAGCGACUUGUAUAACUUUAUAUCUUAGCAACAGUUGGGUGAAUCCAUUUCUUUACGCUUAUUUCAACCAGAGUUUCAGGGAUGAGUUCUAUCGAUUGUUUUCAUGGAUAUUGAAAAGGAAGUCUAAAGUGACUCCAUCGACUGGACAGACAUUGACCAUCACAACCAACUCUGUUAACAAUACACUAACGUGA
Saccoglossus kowalevskii is the source of this 1056-nucleotide messenger RNA. Its product is annotated as galanin receptor 2b-like. NCBI's taxonomy places the organism in Eukaryota, Metazoa, Hemichordata, Enteropneusta, Harrimaniidae. Gene Ontology annotation, cellular component: plasma membrane. Gene Ontology annotation, biological process: G protein-coupled receptor signaling pathway. The record is from RefSeq and is a predicted model, not a curated record. Gene Ontology annotation, molecular function: G protein-coupled receptor activity.